This is a messenger RNA of Scomber japonicus (chub mackerel), 7460 nucleotides long. RefSeq names its product TSC complex subunit 2 (gene tsc2). The record is from RefSeq and is a predicted model, not a curated record. Gene Ontology annotation, biological process: regulation of cell cycle; positive regulation of GTPase activity; negative regulation of TOR signaling. The transcript has 42 exons. Bases 184 to 5913 code for a protein of 1909 amino acids. Lineage: Eukaryota; Metazoa; Chordata; Actinopteri; Scombriformes; Scombridae. Gene Ontology annotation, molecular function: GTPase activator activity. Gene Ontology annotation, cellular component: nucleus; cytoplasm; TSC1-TSC2 complex.
UUGAGCUUGGACGACAGCAAGCCUUCAGUAGCAAACACCAGUGUUACAUCAAUGCACAGACGUAGGCGCCUCUGUUGGCUGCUUAUGGACGAAACUGUGACUGAAUGAAACCGAAAGAGACUCAACUUAUACCAGCCCUCGGUCCUAGCUUGUAUAGACUGCUGCACCUCCUUCUGCUGGGCCAUGAACAAGCAGCCAAGCAAGGAGAGCCUGAAGGACAAGGUGAAGGGGAUCUUUGGGCUCGGACCCCCACGUCCGCCGAGCAAACAAACUGACGCCAAACCAUCUGAGUUUAUUAUUACAACUGACAUCAUCAAGGAGCUCCACCCGGACUGUGGUCUGAGCAACCGAGUUCGCAUGAUGAACCACGUCUGUGAUCUUGCAAAAACGAAGAAAUUUGAGGAGCACGCAGUGGAGGCAGUAUGGAAAGCUGUGGAGGACAUGCUGACUCCAGAACAGCCACCUGAGGCCAGGCACGCUGUCCUGCAGCUGCUCAGAGCCAUAAUACAGGGACAGGGUGAGCGGCUCGGCCCUCUGAGAGCCUACUUCUUCAAGGUGAUCAGAGACUACCAACCUUGCAACGAGGACCUCUCUGAUCGGCUGGAAGUCUUCAAGGCCUUAACUGAGAACGGGAAGGACAUCACCUAUCUAGAAGAGGACAUAGCACGCUUUGUCCUCCUGUGGAUGGACAUAGGUCUCACUUCUGACUUUCUCCACGUACUUGUAAAUCUGGUGAAGUUCAACAGCUGCUACCUGGACCAGAACGUUUCCAUCAUGGUCCAAAAAAUCUGUCUCCUGUGCAAUAGAACAACAUCUUCAACGGAUAUUGAGGUGGCUUUACAAGUACUGGAUGCAGUGGUUUGCUACAACUGCCUGCCCUCAGACUCUCUGACUGUGUUUAUCAUAACACUUUGUCGUACUGUAAACGUCAAGGAGUUUUGUGAAUCCUGCUGGAAGCUCAUGAGGAAGGUGUUAGGGACUCACCUCGGCCACAGUGCUAUUUACACCAUGUGCCGCAUAAUGGAAGAGAGAGUCUACAUGGAGGAUGCACCCUUGUUGAGAGGAGCAGUGUUCUUUGUUGGGAUGGCGCUGUGGGGCGCACACAGACUCCCCGCCCUCAAAAACACACCUACGCUUGUUCUGCCAUCUUUCUAUAAGGCUAUGUCGUGUGCCAAUGAAGUGGUGUCAUAUGAAAUCGUGCUCUCCAUCACCAGACUAAUAAAAAAGUAUGGCAAAGAGCUGCAGGUGGUCACCUGGGAUAUUCUGCUGGGCAUCAUAGAGCGACUGCUGCAGCAGAUCCAGACAAUAGGCAGUGCAGAGUUGAAGGCCAUCGUCUAUGAGCUGUUGACGACAGUGGAGGAACUGUAUGAGCAGAACGGUUACCAUGGCUCCACAGAGAAGUUUUUCAGUCUGGUGGAGAAAUGCGCUGAUAAGAGACCGGAUGCGUCAGUGCUGACCCUCAUCUCAUACAGGGCCCAGUCGAUCCAGCCUGCCAAGGACGGCUGGAUUCAGAGCCUUUACCGUCUCAUGGAGAAAUUCUUCAGGAACGAGACUCGCAGUGUGAUAAGGAUCAAAGUGCUUCAUAUCCUGUCCUUCGUUCUCAGUACCAACCGACAGCUCUAUGAGGACGAGCUGAUUGAAAUGGUAGUGAUUCCCCAGCUCAGUGGGAUUGCUGAAGACCGGGACCUGGCGGUCAGAAAACAGGCCACCCAGCUACUGGUGGAUCUCGCUGAGGGCUGCAACACACAUCACUUCACCAGCCUGCUGGACAUUAUUGAGCGGGUGGCCAGCCGCUCUCUGGUGUGUUCAGGGCCCUUGGAGGUUUCUGAGAGGGACCUCACAGCAGAGUCUCCUAUGGAGGACGUUAGGACUGCUAUACUGGGACUACUGGAAAUCCUUCAGAGCAAACUCUACAGCCUGCCAGCCAGCCAUGCCAGUCGUGUUUAUGAGUUGCUUAUCAGCCACUUGCAGCUCCACUACAAGAACAAGUACUGUUCAGCCAUCUCUUCCGGCAUUAGACUCCAGGUGUUUGACUUCUUCCUGAUGAUGCGAGCAGACUCCCUUCACCGUCUCGGGGUGCCUAACAAAGACGGGGCCAUGAGGUUCAGCCCUUACUGCUACUGUGACACAGGGGAACCAGAGAAGCGAGUCAGUGAGAAGAAGCCGACAGGUUCCACAUCUCCUCCGGCUGGCAGCACAGCUCCCCCUGCCGCUCCUCCCCCCUCUACACGCUCAGCCUACCUGCCCUACUCUCCUGCCUUCAGUGUUCUCCUGCAGUGCCUCAAAAUGGAGACUGAUUGGAAGGUGCUGAAGCUGGUUCUCGACAAGCUGCCGUGGACGCUGCAGUACAAAGUGCUGCUGCUCACCUCGCCGUGCAGCUUGGAUCAGCUCUGCUCUACGCUCUGCUGCAUGGUGACGGAUCGGCUGAUCUCAGAGCGCUUGAAGAAGACCCCAGAGGGGUUUUCACGAACUGAUGUUCAGCUGGCGGUGGUUCCUGUCCUCACAGCAAUCACCUCCUACCACAACUACCUGGAGCAGUCAAGACAGAGAGAGCUGGUUCAGUGCCUCGAGACCGGCCUCAUUUACCGCUGUGCCAAGCAGUGUGUGGUGGCCCUCACAAUGUGCACAGUGGAGAUGCCUGACAUCAUGAUCAAGCUCCUUCCCGCUCUCAUUGUCAAGCUUACCCACAUCUCUGCAACUGUUGCCAUGGCAUCUCCAAUGCUUGAGUUCCUCUCAACUCUGGUGCGCCUGCCUCAUCUGUAUGCCAACUUUGUAGCUGAGCAGUAUGUUAGUGUGUUUGCCAUCUCACUACCCUACACUAACCCUUCCAAGUUCAACCAGUACAUUGUGUCACUGGCCCACCAUGUGAUCGCCAUGUGGUUCAUACGCUGCAGACUCCCCUUCCGCAAGGACUUUGUUCAAUACAUCACAAAGGGUUUGCGUUCCAAUGCGCUGCUGCCAUUCGAUGACGGUCACGAGCAAAGUUCAUUUCGCGCCCGCAGCACCAGCCUUAAUGAAAGGCCCAAGAGUCUGCGAGCAGCAAAAGUGGCGAAGGCGGCGGCGGCGGUAGCCAAUAGCAGCAGCUCUCCAGUUAAAGAGCUGAGGGACCUGUCAGCCAUGGACGCUUUCCGUUCCCGCAGCAUCAGCGUCUCCGAACACGCGGUCCGCAGGAUGCACACAUCAACCACCACCUGCAGCCUGGGCUCUGCUGAUGAAAACGCGGUGACUCAGGCUGAUGAGGGGCUGAAGACCGUCCACUUGGAGCUCACUGAGACCUGUCUGGACAUGAUGGCACGAUAUGUGUUUUCCAACUUCUCAGCGCUGCCCAAGAGGUCUCCAAUCGCAGAAUUUCUGUUGGCAGGAGGUCGCAGUAUGACCUGGCUGGUGGGCAACAAGCUAGUGACUAUAACGACCAGCGGAGGGGUUAGAACGCAAGCUCUGCUGGGCCUGGACAUGGCUGAUCGGCUUGGAGGAGGAGGAGAAAUGACGAGGUCAGAUCCAUCACUACACACCCGAAUAACCAAAGAGGCUCCAGCCAAAUUGGAGUCACAGUCAAGUCAGCAGCACAACAGAGCCACACGCAUACGGGUCCGCUCCAUGUCAGGUGGUCACGCUCUACGUGCUGGUCCUGCCCAGAGUCUCAGCCCGCUAGUUUCCCCCUCCGAGAGUGAGUUAGCUGCUCCGCUGUCUCCCUCCUCGGGUCCCACCCUGGAUGGCCUGGGUCCUCCCUCCUCCACCUCUGCCACCCCAUCUGCUCCCCCACCUCUCAAAGACAACCCCAGUCUGGCUGAGUUUGUCCCCAUGCUCACUCAAGGCUGGGCAGAGAUCUUCAUUCGAAGACCGUCUGGCAACACGAGCUGGCUGAUGUGUUUGGAGAACCCACCCAGUCCCUUCUCCUCUGAGCUCGGCAACAUGCCGCUGCAGGAGCUCUCUACCGUCCUCAUGGCGAUGGAGGGAGUGAAGGAACCUCCUGCCCAGACAGCCAGCGCCCCGGCCAGCACUGCUGCCCCCGCACCAGCCCCCGUUUCCGAGCCCUUAACCCAAACACACAGCAGUGUCAGAGGGGAAGCACACCUGAUCCAGCGCUCUAACACUGUGGGUGGCUCUCUCUGGUCUCUGGGUCUGGGCUCUGCCCCCCCAGGCCCUCCAGCCCCUGGCAGGUUGCACAGGAGCAUUUCCUGGGCAGACUCCGUGGUGGUGCUAGAGGAGGGGUCAGGGGUCACCACAGCACACACCCCAACUGAUUGGUUAGAGAAUGACGAGUUUGAACCAAUGCCAUCUGAUCCCAUCUUCAUGUCCACCGAUAAAUUCACGAAGACGCCGGCUCCUGGGACACUCAGCAGGUCCUCCUCCACCUCCAGUCAAGAUGAUGAAAAGUCUACUCUGGAGGAAGUGAGUGAGGGAGCCAUUCCCAUUGAUCAGCCUACUGUGGGACCUUCCACACCAGGCAGCCAGGGGCCCGAGCUUCCAUUCCAGACCCACACUCAGUCCCAAGGUCACGGACUCAACAAGUCCAGCUCCUCUCCAGAGCUCCAAACUUUACCUGAAGCCUUCUCCAAAGCUGCUACGGAGCCAGAGACUGCAGCAGGAGACGCACCACGGCCCAGAGCACCUUCAGAGGGCAAGCCGCAGCCGCAGCCUCAGCCUCAGCCUCAGCCACAACCACAGCUGCCUCAUUUUGAGAAAGAUAAGGUGGAGGGAAGUUUAGCAGGGGAUGUGAAUGGGCUUGGAGGACAGAGUCAAGCAGGUGAAGGCCCGGCUGUACAAUCGUCUCAAAGUGGAGGAGCAAGAAUGAGGUUGGAGUUUCCAGCAGCUGCGGCGCAGCCUGGACCCAUUUCCCCCAGCGGAGGCCACCGCCCCCGGGGUCACACCAUCUCAGUAUCAGCCCCGUCCUCCAGGAGAGAGAGGAGGACAGAGAGGGACUCGUACCACAGUCGACCCGGACCCAGCAACACAGAGAAGAUCUCUGGACUGAGUCCCAGCUUUGUCUUUCUCCAGCUGUAUCACUCUCCUUUCUUUGGGAAUGAAGCCAACAAGCCACUGCUGUUGCCCAAAACCCAGGUGAUUGAUCGUGCUGUGAAGGUUCUGGACCAGAUGCCUCCUUACGACACCCAUAAGAUCGGAGUGGUGUUUGUUGGAGCUGGUCAGGUUAACAACGAGGUCGCCAUCCUGUCAAAUGAGUACGGCUCAAACCGCUAUGCCGCUUUCCUGACAGGCCUUGGCAAAUUAAUCCAUCUGAAAGACUGCGACCCGGACCAGAUCUUCCUCGGAGGCCUCGACCAGUACGGAGAUGAUGGAGAGUUCACUUACUGCUGGCAUGACGACAUCAUGCAAGCUAUUUUCCACAUAGCAACACUAAUGCCAAACAGGGAGAGCGACAAGGGCUGCUGCAACAAGAAGCGUCACAUUGGCAAUGAUUUUGUCAUGGUUGUGUACAAUGACUCUGGGGAGGAAUAUAAACUGGGCACCAUAAAGGGUCAAUUUAACUUUGUAGAAGUGAUUAUAAAACCACUGGAUUAUGAAUGUAACCUCGUCACCCUACAGUGCCGCAAAGACCUUGAAGGGUUAGUAGACACAACUGUGGCAAAAAUAGUUUCAGAUCGCAACCUUCCACUCUUAGUCAGACAGAUGGCUCUGCAUGCAAAUAUGGCCUCUUUAGUGCAUCAGUACAGAGCCAACCCCUCUGAUGCGUACGCCUCCAAGUGGCUCGCAAGAUUACGACACAUUAAGAGGAUCAGGACCAGGGCUCAGGAAGAUAUACAGUCUCGCUCAACUCCCGGCAUCUCGCUGACCCAAGGACACACUCAGCAGAACAAGUCGUUUCAGCAGAACACUCCUGCGUCAAACCCAGAAACCUCUGGGCAGAGGAAAAGACUUGUAUCAACAGUGGAUGAUUUCACUGAUUUUGUUUGAAUACACUUCUUAAUCCUGGCAGACACACAUGCACACACUCACACACACACACACACACACACACACACACACACACACACCUGCCUUAGAGCUGAGGUGAAUUAAGUUUCACCUGUAUGCGUGGAAGAAUUCAGGAUGAAGUUCACACACUGAUUUUGACUUAAACUGAUUGGGACUUUGUAAUGGAAGACUUACGAGCUUAAUGGAUCAUAUUAAAGGCUUAUUUUGUGAAGCAUUGAUCUGUGAACACGGUAUAUUCUGCAUAUUUUUUGAAAGAUUUGAAAUGCUGACACGUUGCACUUAUAAUAUAUAAGUAUAUUAUUAUAAAAUCUAAUCAAGACAUUCAAGUGCAUAAAAAAUGACCAUGAAAAAAUGUGCAUUUGUGCUCUUCUUUGUUCCCUAAAGAAAGAGAAAGAAGCCACCACUUAUUAAUGUUGUUUAUGAGUUGAAUAAUAUCAGUUGGCUGUGUCAACUGCAUAAACCUGUAAUACAAGGUAAGAGAAUGAUUACUUUACUUGUGAUAAUGUUUGACACCAAAACCAUUUUAUUAUGCGCAGUUCAGCUGUCAAACUCUUUAUUCGACUUUGUCAAGUGCAAAAGCAUGAGAAGUGCUACAACUGCAAAAUACACAUAUGAGAUACAAAAAAAAAAAAAAGGAGCAUAGACAAAUAUUUUCAAAGACAAAUUCGUAACACCGUUUUCAAACUUAAUGCACCAAACAACACGAAGAAACAGCUAGGAGACACAAAGGUGGGCUUUGGCACUUAUCUGUUACUCACUGCACACACAGAGCAGGAAUAUGAAGGCCAAUGGAGGCGGUAACUAUUCAGCUUCCUGUAGUUUCUGGUUGAACCCCAAAAUACAUCAAUAGCUUUGGCUGUAGUGCUUCAGUUCGACUGGAGGAAUGUAAAAAAUGCGGGGUUUACAACACCAGUGCUUGACCUAUUCAUGUGCCGUUGCAGCACAUAAACAAUACUGAUCCUGAAAAGCAAAAAUAUAUACACCAUAAAGCACCAAUAUAUACAGAAACGUACACACACGUGAAGCUGGGUCUUUGUCAUUCUUUUUACGUGAGGUCCUGGAACUUGUGAGAUUUAAUUUACUGGGCAGGAAAUAGGUGAAUGCAGGUAAUGGUCCAAUUUAAACUAAUUUAGGGCGUUAACAUUUUGCUCUUUUCUUUCAUAUAAUGUGAUUAAAACGGGGCCAACACUUGCUGUAGAAACUUCCCAGUGUUUUGUCUGCAAGAAGACUGAAGCCAAAGUCCAAAACAGGCUGGGAGUCAAUGAUUGAACUGCAAAUGAUAUGGAUUGAAAAAUACCUGUUAAGCUUCUACUUUUGGUUGUCUUAGCAGGUUUUGAGAAAAAGGUGGGUUCCCUGAGAUCUGCCCACUGGACACAGGAAGUACGCAUGUUGAUCAAAAUAACCAAUAGAAAAACAAGAACGCUAUUAAGAGCAGACGAGAGUACACGACACAACUGCGAGCUACUGCUUCCAUACCUUGAUAAUACUUAGUAGAAUGUUUCUAUAAUGUAGCUAUUAAGAAGGAG